AUGGAAUCAUCACCGUGGGUUUCCAGAGAUGAUUUAUUGGCAUUGGAAAGGCGUGUACCUAACAAACUACCACAGGAAUACCGAUUUGAUAAAGUUGAAUUUUGGGCUCAAUUACAUGGUCUUCGAGUAAACUAUCUGAACAGAAAAUUCAUUCAGAGUUUAGUUUCUUAUGUUGGUAGCCACAUAACAAUAUAUGUUCAAGAAGCAAGAAAUUGGGGUAAAUUUGAUAGAGUACGUAUCCCAGUCGAUGUUAAACGGCCACUUAGAGACUCUAUCACUUUUCCUCUUUCUAAUGGACAAGAAAUCGUGGCUGAAAUCAGAUACGAAAGAUUACCAAGAUUUUGUUUAUUCUGCGGUCUUCUGGGUCAUCUUAUGAGUCUAUGUCCGAAAGUUCAUCAAUUGAAAGAUAAAGUCUAUCAUGAUUUUCCCCCAGAACUUCAUCAACAGGCAUAUAAUCUUAUUCUUCCAAAAUAUCAACGUUCUAUCAAUGCAUCUUUGAAGAACUUCAAUAUUGAUUUGGAUGAAUUCAAAGACUCAGAUUUACAGGAAGAAAUCAUGAUGGAGUUGGUGCAGAAUCAAAGCACAAUCUUAACUGAGAUUUCAGGGAUGAUGAAUCAUCAAGCCAACUCAUCAGCCACUAGGAAUUUGUCAUCCACGUCAUCACCUGAUCCGUACAUUUAUCGAGAAGAUAACAUACACAGGAAGUUACGUGUCUCUGGAGUUUUUUCUGAUAAGAAUACCCUGAGUUAA
Molecule: messenger RNA, 750 nt
Organism: Papaver somniferum (opium poppy)
Lineage: Eukaryota; Viridiplantae; Streptophyta; Magnoliopsida; Ranunculales; Papaveraceae
Exons: 1
Coding region: 1-750 (249 amino acids)
Source: RefSeq, a predicted model, not a curated record